UCAGACAGGAAAACACCUUCGGCUUCCUCAGCAUCGAGCACAUGAUCUGCAGCUACACACCAGAUCAAACCCAGGGCCUGGAGGACGUAUCCUGGGGGUUCAACCUAGUCUGAAGACCCCUGAAGAGGACAGAACAGGAGCCAGACGGUGAAGCUGAAUGUGUCCAGACCACAAUCACAGCAGCCGGUUCAGCUGAGCACUGAAGCUCCUCACGAUGUCGUCCUCCAACCGGAGCGCCGGAGAGGCGUGCAUCGUCAACAACCACAUGGGCCCCUUCACUGUCCUGUACAUCCUCAUCCUCAUCGUGGGUCUCCCUGGAAACCUGCUGUCAUUGUGGGCCUUCAUCCGCUGCCGCAGACCUCAGAAACAGAGCGCCAGCGUCUACCUGGUCAACUUGCUGGUGGCCGACAUCCUGCUGCUGAUCGCUCUGCCCUUUAAGAUCCUGAAGGACCUGGGAGCGGCGCCGUGGAACCUCAUGGUGUUCCACUGCCAGGCCAGCGCCGUCACCAUCUACAUCAGCUUGUACGCAUCCAUCACAUUCCUCGCCUUCAUCAUCACCGACCGCUACCUGCAGGACCACCAGACUGUGCGCUCGCUGCAGCUUCAGGAGGCCAGCUUCGCAUGGCUGCUGUCGAUAGUCGUCUGGAUGCUGCUGCUGCUCAUCAUGGUGCCCAACAUGGCUCUGCCCAUCAAGCAGAUCAAGGUGCAACAAUAUCUCAGCUGUUCCUCUCUGAAGAUGGGCAUCAGCCUACACUGGCACGCCCUGACCAUCUUCCUCUGCACGGCGCUGUUCCUCAACACCUCCGCCGCCGUCCUCAUCUCCAGCAGUCUGGCUCUCAAAGGACUCCUGCGCAGUCGCAGUGACCCCAAACUCUGGGUGGAUGCCAAGCGAGUGGUGGUGAGCGUGUCGGCCAUGGCGCUGGCCUACAUACUCAGCUUCAUCCCCUACCACACGGUGCGGACGCCGUACACGCUGGCCCAGACCAAGGUCAUCACGGACUGCCAAACCAAAAAGGAACUGUUUCUGGGGAAGGAGUCGACGUUGUUGCUGAGCGUGCUGCACGUCUGCUUCGACCCACUGCUGUUCUUCCACCUUGACGCUCCGUUCAGGGAGAUAAUCAGGAAGAUGUUCCUCUGCAGGGGGAGGCAGGCCGACAGUGCUGUAGGGGAACAGGCUGCAGAGGAAAUCAUGCUGCAGACAACUUGUGCAAAGCAGGAUGCUGCGGUCUGACCACAGAUCCACUGAGUGAGAGAUGUUGUAGACUGUUUAUGGGUUAGCACUAAUGCUAACAGAGACUGUAAGCCUAAAAAAACCUAACAACCUCAAGUAUGGACAAAAAUCUGCUUUUGUGCUGACAGAUUUCUUUAUGCUUUUAAGAUGAUAAAAUGAUCCUCUAUGCACAAAAUAAAUGAAUUUUUUUUAA
Melanotaenia boesemani (Boeseman's rainbowfish) is the source of this 1424-nucleotide messenger RNA. It is a transcript of the gene gpr171, whose product is annotated as G protein-coupled receptor 171. Gene Ontology annotation, molecular function: G protein-coupled purinergic nucleotide receptor activity. The record is from RefSeq and is a predicted model, not a curated record. The transcript has 6 exons. Bases 215 to 1231 code for a protein of 338 amino acids. NCBI's taxonomy places the organism in Eukaryota, Metazoa, Chordata, Actinopteri, Atheriniformes, Melanotaeniidae. Gene Ontology annotation, cellular component: membrane. Gene Ontology annotation, biological process: G protein-coupled receptor signaling pathway.